Messenger RNA from Brassica napus (rape), 1056 nucleotides. RefSeq names its product cell surface glycoprotein 1-like. The record is from RefSeq and is a predicted model, not a curated record. Lineage: Eukaryota; Viridiplantae; Streptophyta; Magnoliopsida; Brassicales; Brassicaceae. Bases 1 to 1056 code for a protein of 351 amino acids. The transcript is spliced from 2 exons.
AUGGAGGAUUUCGACAUUUCGCCUAGUCCUAUACUUGCCGAUCUUUUUCAGCCGCAUGAGUUUGAUCAGAUCGUACCAGACAUGUUUCCGACACCUAUCAUCAUUUCUGAUGAUGACACCGAGCCUGAUGAUGCGGUUCCGACACCCUUUAUUGUCAUUUCUGACGAUGAGACCAAUGCGGAUGAUCUUGUUCCGCAGAUGCCUACGGUAGCACCACCGAGCCCCAUCACUAUCUGGUCUACGGGUACUACUGGAGAUACACCGAGUUAUGAUCCUGCUGAGGACCAGGGCACUUCGCCACCUACUCCAGAUGUGUCGACACCAUCAUAUGGUCCCUUACCUUUGUCUCCGGGAUUACCCGAUCCUACUCUCAGCCCGGCGAUUGACAUACAUUAUGAGAUGGGUCUGGAGGGAUUUUACGAUCUGCCGAUGGAGAGUAUUGGUGACAGCCAUGAUGAUCCCUUACUUUACUAUCCAGACAUCAUGAUUCCUGAUGAGCCAGCAAACUAUCAGUCCAUGGAGAGCGUUGGACACCCUGAUGACGACCCAUUCCUUUAUGAUCCAGACGUGAUGAUGAUGGACCAGCCACUUCCUCAGCCGGCGGACUUAUCUUUUUCUCAUACCAUACCUGCGAGUGGAGAGCCUUCCAGCUUUCCACCCAUGGAGCCAUCCACGACCUACUCACCAUUAUCUCAGCCAUUCUAUGACAACGAAGAGCCUUCCAGCUUUCCGACGAUGGAGGUACCCAUGACUGAGUUACCAUUUUACCAGACCACUUAUCAGACCGGAGGGCCAUCUAGCCUUCCAGCGAUGGAUGCAUCUUUUGAUCUUGGAGGAUCUGCUUCUUCUGGUGAUCCUUACGCACCUCAGUCAUAUCACUAUGGACAGGGUAGCGAUGUUUUUGGUGUCGGAGCAGGAUAUGUGGAUCCACACGGAUUCCCAUAUCAUACUUAUCUUGGUGGAUCGGAUCUGUACCCGAGGUGUUUUACUUGUGGAGGCAUAGGACAUUCGACUGGCGUGUGCACGAGCUACGACGAGCCAGCAGCGAUAGAGUAA